UGGCUGUCGACAGCGUCCCUGACCAAGGAGAGAAGAUCAGACAAUCUGAGAAGAGCGAAAAAGACAGACUGGCUGCAAAAUCUGUAAAUACAAGGAGUCAAGGAAUCCCAAGUGGAAUGAUAUUUCAUAAAAGCCCUCAGUAUUCUCUUUAAUGAUGUUAAGAGCUGGAGUGAAGUGUCAAUGUGCUUUCAACCUCUUAGCAACCAGAAGAUUUCACAAGCGAUGUCCUCAGGUCUAGGAUGUCUCUCAAGCAGUUGUGUGACUAUGCAAUACCAUCUGUCGCCGAACUAGAGAACUUCCUGUUGGCUGACAGACAACCAACUGGACAUGUCAACCAAGUGUGGCCUAAUGUGUACAUUGGCAAUGAGGUUGCGGCACGAGACAAGCCAAUGCUGUAUAAUAUGGGGAUCACACACAUUGUGAAUGCCGCCAGUGGACCUCCUCACGUCAACACCGGACCUUGCUUUUACAGAGAUAUGUCUAUAGAUUACUAUGCGGUGGAGGCUGAUGAUUCUUCAGACUUCAUGAUGAGCGUGUUCUUCUAUCCAGUAGCAAGGUUUAUUCGAGCAGCUUUAUCAAAAAACGGAAAAGUGUUUGUCCAUUGUCUGAUGGGAGUGAGUCGCUCAUCCACCCUGGUGUUGGCCUUCCUCAUGAUCUGUGAAGAUCUGACUUUAAUGGAGGCCAUUAAAGCUGUACGCCAGCACAGGGAUAUCUUUCCAAAUCGCGGCUUUCUUAACCAGCUUCGACACCUCGACAUGAGCCUUGUCCGUGAGAGGAAGAGAAAACUGGAAGCGAACAAAUUAACAACUCAACAGGCAUUUCGCUUUCAAGCCGAAUACACAACGACAUCUAUAUCUGACCUGAUGAGUCUGCUGCUGACCAACAGACAACGAUUUGGACCUGUCAGUCACAUAUGGCCUGGCCUGUAUAUAGGAGAUGAGUCAUCGGCACGUGAUAAACGACUCCUAUCUGAUUUGGAAAUCACGCACAUUGUAAACUGUGCUGACGGUGCCCAUCGCAUCAACACAGGCGCUCGAUUCUACUCAGACAUGAACAUAACUUAUUUUGGAAUAGAGGCUUCAGAUCAUCCACAGUUCGAUUUAAGCCAGUAUUUCAGCUCUGCUGCAUCCUUCAUUAAAUCUGCACUCGCUCAAAACGGUAAGGUGUUGGUCCACUGCGCGAUGGGAGUCAGUCGCUCUGGAGCUUUGGUUUUGGCUUUCCUUAUGAUCUGCAAAGAUCUCCCCCUUACGGAUGCCAUCAUCGCUGUUAGGUUAAACAGGGACAUCUGCCCCAACUCAGGUUUUCUAGAACAGCUGAGAGCUCUGGAUGAACAUUUAAGCACAGAGAGGAACACAUAACAAACUAAAGAGUAUGUGCAUGGUGCAUGCCUGUGCAAAUCUCUGGAUCAUGUUUAAGUGGUUGCUAGGUGUUUCCUGUGUGAUGCUAGACAGACAGGGCAGAUCUUUCUUGAAAAAAUACAAGCGCACCUUAACUGGCAUAAACUGUGUGGGAUGAGUUACAUGCAACAGUUUUGUCCACAAGCAAUACUAAUAGCAAUGCUUUUAGACACACAUACAGCUUUACUGUAUGUCAAACAUGUCAAGGAUGAACUGCUGUAAUGUGGUAUGGCUAUAAUCUUCUUUCCACAGAGAGAAGCUAUAAAUAUUGUAGCUAUUGUGCGGAUCUAUCAGGCAUGAAGAAUACCGCUCUGCUGCAAACAUAAUUCUUUACAUUUUCUACAUUACAGAGGUUAAAAUGCAUUUUAAAAGAAGUACAUAAAAUGCAGUGUCUAA
Messenger RNA from Misgurnus anguillicaudatus (oriental weatherfish), 1793 nucleotides. RefSeq lists its product as uncharacterized. Gene Ontology annotation, molecular function: protein tyrosine/serine/threonine phosphatase activity; MAP kinase phosphatase activity. Gene Ontology annotation, cellular component: cytoplasm. Gene Ontology annotation, biological process: protein dephosphorylation; negative regulation of MAPK cascade. Lineage: Eukaryota; Metazoa; Chordata; Actinopteri; Cypriniformes; Cobitidae. The record is from RefSeq and is a predicted model, not a curated record.